This is a messenger RNA of Rhinocladiella mackenziei CBS 650.93, 1575 nucleotides long. RefSeq lists its product as uncharacterized. The transcript is spliced from 2 exons. NCBI's taxonomy places the organism in Eukaryota, Fungi, Ascomycota, Eurotiomycetes, Chaetothyriales, Herpotrichiellaceae. The record is from RefSeq and is a predicted model, not a curated record. The coding region runs from base 1 to 1575 and encodes 524 amino acids.
AUGGCAGAAGCUCUCGGUACGACCCCAACCAUAUUGCCAAUUAUUUAUAGGGUGACGAAGUCGGUUGUAGCUGCCUCGGCAGCAAUCAAAGGCUUACGCGCACAUUACAAGAUUAUCCGAGAUGUCUGGGACGAACUCAUUGGUCUUGAGGCCGUUUUACUCUCAUUGCGUGAAGCAUCUGAGUCUGAUCCUGCCAUAAUUUCCCUCUUGGCCUUCGCACUUGAGCGAUGUGGACAAGAAUGCAAAGAAUUUUCCUCACUGAUCCAGAAGUGUACUGUUCAUUCUGGCGGGUCAAGACCUAGUAUCCGCGAUUGGGCAACGCUUAAAUACAUUGGUAGCGACAUCUCUGGCUUUCUACGUAUGUUAACUGGAUACAAAAUGACGAUCUAUAUCGCACUGGAAACUGUCAAUAUUCGUGGACCUCAAGUCGGCGUCGAGCAUGUCCAGCUGUAUCAGAAAAUGAUUUCAGCCAAUGUCAAAACAUUGGAGGAGCGACUUACAGAAGUAAAUGGCAAGCUGGAAUCAUUAGAUCCAGAAAAUAACUCAUACAUUAUCUCUGACACGGCCGAGAGAAGGCAAAUGUUGGAAGAGAGAGCCAGCCUACAGCUUCUUAUCGACGUCUGUCUUACGGCAUCCCAAUAUCCAGAGAUCCGCCAGCCUGACAUUGUGAAUACUGAACGUGGACUCCAUGAAUCAGAACAUCUGCCUCCUGCAAAGCAAGCAACUACGCGAACUCUGAAUAACGGCGAGAUAACAAAAAUGCUUUUACCCAGUGAGUAUGACGGCGAACUGGCGUCAGUACAUUCGGUGGACAGCCCAGGUACGACAGCAACGGGUUCUUCGACGACCCUUGUCGGUGAGGUUCUGGCUGCAGCCAAUGAAUUUGUCAGUCUUCUACUUGAAGAUCAAACCUUGACCCCUUUAUUUUCGACGGCCUUCGAUCGCAUCAAGGCAGACAAGCUUGAAAGAAAUAUUAAACGGCUCCUGAAGAAGUACGCUAUUGAUCUACGGCAGGAGGCAAAGGGCGAUGUCGAAAAGAAAGCUGUGCAACUUAUCCAAAAGCGUGCGAGGUAUAUUGCAUACCGGGUACGCCUACACUACGAUAAGUCCACAGUAGAUAAGGCAGUGUGGUUCGAACAAUUGACAAAGAUGAGUUCUGAUAAACGUGCUCUCAUGGAGGACUAUCUAAGAGGCAGGACCGACAAAUCCACCGAAUCUUUACAGAGAAAGCCGCAUGGCGAUGAUGACAACGACGGAGAUGCAUCAGAUUCAAGCAUAUCGACUGAAGCUGAAGCAGAUCAGCCCGAACUUAAUGAUCUAGAUCGAGUCAAGCUCUUCAUGUUUGAGUCUGCAGCAUAUCAAAGAUUCAGGCAGAACCUCAAAGACUUCGUUCUGCCCCGCAGAGAGCUUGAGCAGCAGAACGCGACGAGUUCUAGUUUACUAAGUUUCUUAUCUCUCGAAAUAUGGGGCAAACUUCAAGUGAAAUGUGCGGAAGUCAUCCAUGCACUGCUCAUACUUUCGAGACCUGUGGUGCCUUCAGGCCACAAAAGAAUUACCUGGAUAUGUGUAAGUUAA